AUGAACAACAAUGGUAGUAGUGGUAGUAGUGUUGCUCCAAAGAUAGUGCAGAUCGAAACAAGGUACGUUGAAACCGACCCUAUUAACUUCAGACAAGUUGUUCAAUCUCUCACUGGCAAGAACUCUUCCAUGCCUAUUGUUACUCCUUCACCGUUAUCUUUCACUGAACGAGAACAAGAAGAAGAAGCAAUUAUGGCAUAUCGUCAUGGUAGUGUCGGUGCCAAGAAGCCUCAAGAACAAGUUGCCGUCAAUCAUCAUGCUGCUACCAUCAUACUCAACAACAAUGUUUCCUUCAAGGACUUUGAUGCAUUGUUGUCUGAUUUGCCUUCCAUUCACGACCUACUCUACUAG
Arachis ipaensis is the source of this 351-nucleotide messenger RNA. Its product is annotated as VQ motif-containing protein 1-like. The record is from RefSeq and is a predicted model, not a curated record. NCBI's taxonomy places the organism in Eukaryota, Viridiplantae, Streptophyta, Magnoliopsida, Fabales, Fabaceae.